Mytilus trossulus (common blue mussel) is the source of this 1488-nucleotide messenger RNA. Its product is annotated as plexin-A4-like. The record is from RefSeq and is a predicted model, not a curated record. The transcript is spliced from 12 exons. Gene Ontology annotation, molecular function: semaphorin receptor activity. Gene Ontology annotation, biological process: semaphorin-plexin signaling pathway involved in axon guidance; regulation of cell migration. Gene Ontology annotation, cellular component: plasma membrane; semaphorin receptor complex. Lineage: Eukaryota; Metazoa; Mollusca; Bivalvia; Mytilida; Mytilidae. The coding region runs from base 1 to 1488 and encodes 495 amino acids.
AUGUCAGUACCUUCUGAUCAAAUCUAUGGUGAUAGAAUACGACGAGGUCCAACAUUUUGUCCAAAGAUUGACAAAGACCGAACUGGUGAUGUGUAUAUACACAACAAUACCAGCAAAGAAGUAGUCAUCAUUGGGUCUUAUUUUCCUGAGAUAAAGAAUGGGAAUGGUUAUAAAUGCAUAAUUGGAACAGGUGCUCAUAGUAAUGGGAACAUCGAGGCUGUGGCUACCAGAGUGUCAGGGACAGAACUUAAGUGUCACGUUCCAUUGAUAUCAUACGGACUACCAGAUAGUGGUAUCAUCGAAGCCCGUCUCAGAGUGACAUGGGGUAGUGAAGCAGAAAUUGAAAAUGAUGGGGCUAUAGUGCAAAUAUACAGCUGUUCCAAAAUGGCUCAUGGUGACUGUAGUCUCUGUAAGAAUUUUGAGCAAUCUCGUACGUCGCUGAAUUGUCAGUGGUGUGAUAACCCAUUGCAAUGUCAAUACAAGGAUCACUGUUCUGCAGUUGGAGCAGUUGCAAGGUGUCCAGGUCCACAUAUUGAUUCAGUAACUCCACGGGUAGGCCAUGUUUAUGGAGGUACAAUUGUGACAAUUAAAGGAAGAAAUCUUGGUGCUGUAUUUGUUGAUGUACAGAAUAAUGUGACAAUUGCUGGAGUAGCCUGUGUUCCUAAUGGUGAUCUGUACCAACCUGCCAGAGAGAUAGUUUGUAUACUCGGACCCAGUGAUGCAGGUGAUAAAAAGGGACAUGUCGUGGUUCUUAAAAUAUCAUUCAAAAAUUUUGAAUUUCAAUAUAUGAAUCCAAUAUUACAAAGAGUAACACCAAAUAAAAGAGCAGUGUCUGGAGGAGCAAUUUUGACCUUGCAUGGUGAUCCUAUCUAUUUAGGAACCUCACUGGAGGUUACUGUGAAUGAUCAAAUGUGUAAUAUAUCAAGUAAAAGUACAGCACAAAUCAAAUGUCGUCUGCCACCUGGUAAAUUGGGUAAAGCUAAAAUUUCUGUCAAAGUUGAUGGUAAUGAGAUCAGACAGGAUAUGGUUGGCAAUACAAGUUUAACAUAUGUAGCAGAUCCAGAAAUCACAAAGAUACAACCAUUGAAAAGUUUCAAAAGUGGAGGUAGAAGACUAACUGUUAUGGGAACUAAUAUUAACAUUAUCGAUCACCCAAAAAUGUUCAUCUGGACAAAUUCUGUCAAGUCAAAUCUUACGAACUGUCAGAUCAAAAAUGAAACAUUGAUGUUUUGUCAAUCACCAACACUCUUGCCAAGAGUCAGAGGACUUAGACAAUCAACAACAAUGGUGACAGCGGCAAUUGGAUUUAUAAUAGAUAAUGCAGUUACAGUCCAAAAUCUGACUGGCAUUAACAGUCAGUUACAGUACUACCCAGAUCCUAAAGUGUAUAAGUUUUACCUUAAUAAGGAAGACAAGGACAAUGUGAAACUUUUCAAAUCCGAAAUCGUUAUCAUAAAUGUGAAGGAACAAAAACUGUUGUUGAUUUAG